Exaiptasia diaphana is the source of this 1917-nucleotide messenger RNA. Its product is annotated as cAMP-dependent protein kinase type II regulatory subunit. Gene Ontology annotation, biological process: regulation of protein phosphorylation. Bases 330 to 1493 code for a protein of 387 amino acids. Gene Ontology annotation, cellular component: cAMP-dependent protein kinase complex. The record is from RefSeq and is a predicted model, not a curated record. Lineage: Eukaryota; Metazoa; Cnidaria; Anthozoa; Actiniaria; Aiptasiidae. The transcript has 13 exons. Gene Ontology annotation, molecular function: cAMP-dependent protein kinase regulator activity.
UUUGUUAACUUUUUGACGUCCUCGUGGUGCGCGCUGAACUUCUUAAAGCGCGUGAUCUGAUUGGUUAGAAUUUGAAAAUUGCGAGCGCUGAUUGGUURAUUUGUAGUUGAACUCUUGGGAACUUGACGUUUACCGCCAAAGCAGUGCGCACGCGCAGUCACGAGUAUCCAAGCAGCAAGACAGAUGUGUUUGCUCGCAACAGGACCAAAGAGAGAAGCUUUCUGCAAAAUGAACAAUAUUUACUCUUAAAGGCUGUUCUUAAAUCCGUGAUCAUASUUGGUUGGUUUUGCUCUGGAUUUAAGCUGAGAGAUUGGGAAAGACGUAUUGACAUGGAUUUGGAGAUUCCAGUGGGUCUUUCGGACUUGCUGCAGGAUUUUACAGUGCAUGUACUUCGCGAGAAACCCGAUGAUAUCGUUGACUUUGCUGCAAAUUAUUUCAUGAAGUUGAAGCUCAAAGAGAAGCGCUCCAAGGAUGGCAACAAGRGUAAAAAAGGCAAAGGAGUUAGUUUUCAGAGUGAAGAAAACGGAGAUGAUAUGGAGGACGAUGAAAGUGAUGAYGAGAUGCCAGAACCACCGAAAAAUCGAUAUGCGAGAAGGCAAUCAGUUUGUGCCGAACCACUCAAUCCGGAUUCUGAAGACGAAGGGGACGACCAGCCGAUUGUAUACCCAAAGAGUGAUGAUCAGAGACAAAGAUUAAAUGAUGCUGUGAAAAAUAUACUUCUCUUCAAAAACCUGGCUUUAAGUCAACUCAAUGAAGUUUUAGAUGCAAUGUUUGAAAGGAAAACACAACCUGGUGACCAUGUGAUAGAUCAAGGAGAUGAUGGAGAUAAUUUCUAUGUUAUAGACAAAGGAAAUUUUGACAUAUUUGUAAAAGUAGAUGGUGAAGACAAACUGGUUGGUGCUUAUACUAAUAAAGGCAGUUUUGGAGAACUUGCAUUGAUGUAUAACACGCCAAGGGCUGCAACUAUAGUUGCAACUACUGAAGGUAUCCUCUGGGCUUUGGAUCGUAUGACAUUUAGGAGAAUUUUGUUAAAGGCAGCAGCCAAGAAGAGAAAAGCACUUGAAGGCCUGCUGGAGAGAGUUCCAAUGCUAAAAGAAAUAACAGAAUAUGAAAGAAUGAAUCUAGCAGAUGCUCUGCACUCAAAAACCUUUAAAGAUGAGGAKUGCAUUAUAACACAGGGGGAUGAAGCAGAUUAUAUGUAUUUUGUUGAAGGUGGUGUUGUUUCUAUAAGAGUGCACAAUCAGAGUGACCCUACAUCUGAGGUUGAAGUGACUCAAGUAACUGAAGGAGGAUAUUUUGGUGAACUUGCUCUUAUCACACAUAAACCAAGAGCAGCUUCUGCUUAUGCUGUUGGUGAAGUUGCAUGUGCAGUUCUUGAUGUCCAUGCAUUUGAGAGACUAUUAGGACCUUGUAUGGAUAUCAUGAAGAGAAGCAUUGACGACUAUGAAGAACAGUUGCAGAAGUUUGGCGUUGAACAUGACGAUCUAAGAUGAAAACAUGACCACAAAGAAAACAAUAUUUUGUAGAAAAAAAGACCCCUACAAGCGUUUCCCCAACCAAAGGUUUUAGUGUUAAAGUAUUUACUGUUGAUCAAAGAUUUUUUGCAAGAUUAAGCAGAGAAAUCUAAUAACUUAUUUAAUAAUUUAUCGGUGAUUUUAUAGUUAAAAGAAACUUUUAAUUUUUUGGAAAAAAUAUAAAUUAUUUUCAUGGAUAUUUGUAGUAMCACUGACUACAUGUUCUGUCAAUACUUUCAAGCUGUAAUAAUUUUGUUAUUUUAUGUAAACAUACAGAAAUGUUUUACCUAAAUUAGGUUAUUUUGCAUGCAUAUUUGCAUAUUUUAUCUACUUUAUUUUUAGUUGAUGCUACAUUGUAUGUUAAAAUACUGUUAUUGCACAUUUACUGUAAAUAAACAUUUAU